Messenger RNA from Humulus lupulus (European hop), 1386 nucleotides. RefSeq lists its product as uncharacterized. Gene Ontology annotation, biological process: proteolysis. Lineage: Eukaryota; Viridiplantae; Streptophyta; Magnoliopsida; Rosales; Cannabaceae. The transcript has a single exon. Gene Ontology annotation, molecular function: aspartic-type endopeptidase activity. The coding region runs from base 1 to 1386 and encodes 461 amino acids. The record is from RefSeq and is a predicted model, not a curated record.
AUGCGACGAUUGACGGAAGCCGAAUAUCUCGACAAGAAGAAUCGUGGAGUUUGUUUUCGUUGUGAUAAGAAGUUUCACAGAGGGCAUGUGUGCGAACAGAAGGCACUCCAUGUCAUGUUGGUUGCCGAUGACUUAGAAGGGUCCGAAAGUCAAGAAUCGGCCCCGUCCAGCCCAGAAUCCGGUGACGAAACAAUGCAAGAAGAGCAACUGACGAUGAUGUCCCUGAAUUCGUUAGUGGGAAUAUCAUCAGCCCAUACAAUGAAAAUAUCAGGCACCAUAGCCAAGCAUCCAGUAACGGUGCUCAUUGAUAGCGGAGCCACACAUAAUUUUGUGUCGAAGGAGUUGGCUCAAGCGGUUCAUCUACCGAUUACAGUAACAACCGCUUACGGAGUAUUGCUGGGAACAAGAGGCCGAGUGCGUACAGAAGGCAUUUGUACAAACGUGGAGCUGGAGUUAGGUUCGUUACGGGUGGUUACAGACUUCUUGCCUUUGGAAUUGGGGGUUGCUGAUGCAAUUUUGGGCAUUCAAUGGCUGAGUACGUUGGGCAAUAUGCAGGUCAACUGGCGAACAAUGGUGAUGAAAUUCGAAGUAGGGGGGUCGUGGGUAACAUUACAGGGGGACCCCAGUUUGUGCAAAUCACAAAUCUCCCUGAAAGCCUUAAUUCACUCGGUUCAACAAGAAGGACAAGGAUACUGGAUUCAGUUUGGGGCAUUGGCAGCCAAUACCGAGAACUUGUCUACAACUACGUUGUCCGAAGUUGAGGAUAUAUUACAGAAGCAUGAUUCGGUUUUCCACAUGCCGAGAGGGUUGCCUCCUCCGUGUUCUCAUGAGCACCAUAUCACGAUGAAGGAGGGGUCGGGUCCAAUAUCGGUUAGACCGUAUCGAUACGCACAGAUACAAAAGGAUGAGAUAGAGAAGUUGUUGAUUGAAAUGUUACAGGCAGGAAUAGUACAGCCCAGCACGAGCCCUUUUUCGAGCCCGGUACUCCUCGUAAAAAAGAAAGACGGCAGCUGGAGAUUUUGUGUUGAUUAUAGGGCCUUGAACCGCGAAACAGUCACUGACAAAUUCCCUAUUCCAGUGAUAGACGAGUUAUUAGAUGAACUAUAUGGGGCGAAGGUCUUUUCGAAAUUGGACCUUAAAUCCGGAUAUCACCAAAUAAGAGUGGCAGCAAGAGAUAUAGAAAAGACAGCUUUCCGUACACACGAGGGGCACUACAAAUUUUUGGUAAUGCCGUUCGGCCUAACCAAUGCUCCAGCCACGUUUCAAGCCUUGAUGAACGACGUCUUUCAUGAGUUUUUGAGAAAAUUCGUGUUAGUCUUUUUUGAUGAUAUACUCAUUUAUAGCACAUCACUGGAGCUUCACUUACAGCACCUGGAUUUAGUCUAA